AUGGCUCUCGUUGCUCAAGCAGUUACUUUUGUCCACCAGUACAUCUACUCUUGGCUUCACACCACCCCUACCAAAACACCAGAUGCAUUAAAACUGGGAAUCCUUUCCACUGCUCAAAUAAAUGCAGCCUCAAUCAUUCACCCUUCCAGGUCCCACCCCUCGGUAAUCCUCUACGCCAUCGCCUCCCGCGACAUCUGCAAAGCCCAAAAAGUCCAAAAACAGCACCAUUUCACCAAAGCAUACGGCUCGUAUCAGGAGCUCCUUGACGACUCCGAGGUUGAUGUUGUGUAUAUUUCCACGCCGAAUGGACUGCACUACGAAUGGGCGUGUAAGGCACUCAAGGCCGGGAAACACGUUCUCUGCGAGAAACCGUUUGUAUCGAAUGCGGAGCAGGCGAAGAAGUUGGUCGAGUUGGCCAAGGAAAAGGGGUUGAUUGUCGAGGAGGCUUCGCAUUGGCAAUUCCACCCGGCUGCGCAUACAUGGCGCCAGAUUUUGGACUCGAAUCAGUACGGGAAGAUUCUUCGUACUGAUGCUUCGAUGGCUGCUAGCCCGGCUAUCCCGGCUGGUGAUAUACGAUGGGAUUUUAACUUGGGAGGCGGUUCAGCCAUGGAUAUGACAUACCCUCUAUCAUUCACUCGAUACGCACUCCACGCCAAAUCACCAGAAACCAUCACCUCCGUGAGCGUGCGCGCCUCCAGGACCGACCCCCGCGUCGACGAGGCAAUGUUCGCCCAUCUCGACUUCGAAGGACCACAGGGUAACAGGGUCCACAGCCGAAUCUACACCGAUAUGGCGCGAGACCGGCUCGUCGGGUUAGUCCCCCGAGUCUGGGAGUUACCGUCCAUUGAAGUCGAGACAGAAAACGCAAUUAUAUACUUCUACAACGCCCUAAUGCCGCAUCUAUACCAUUAUAUUGCCAUACUGGACAAGACGACCGGGGAGACGCGCUACGUGAAGCAGUACGAGGGAGGACCAUUUUGGGGAAGCACUGUCACUAGUACCGGGGAUAAGGGGGGGGAUCAGUACUGGAGUACGUAUCGGUGGCAGUUGGAGGCGUUUGUUAGUGCGGUUCAGGGGAAGACGCCUGCGUUUUGGGUGUCUAAUCAGGAUAGUAUUUGGCAGAUGGAAUCGGUUGAUGCGAUGUAUCAGGCUGCGGGAUUGCCGGUAAGGCCAUCUAUGGACGAGAGCAAGGAGUGA
Messenger RNA from Aspergillus wentii DTO 134E9, 1197 nucleotides. RefSeq names its product Gfo/Idh/MocA family protein. The transcript has 4 exons. The record is from RefSeq and is a predicted model, not a curated record. Bases 1 to 1197 code for a protein of 398 amino acids. Gene Ontology annotation, molecular function: nucleotide binding. Lineage: Eukaryota; Fungi; Ascomycota; Eurotiomycetes; Eurotiales; Aspergillaceae.